AUGAAAUACGAAAUCAGUUAUCAUAGUGAUUCCGAGACGAUGGGAAGUCGAGCACAGUCCGUUAUCUGCGACAAGGUAUUGGCUGGCUUGCCCCAACUUCUUGAUGAUCUUCAAAAGCUAUCGGAAGAUCAAGACACGUCAGACAUAGUAUUUGUGCUUGGUUCCGGUGAAGAACGUGUCUAUGCACAUCGAAUUAUCCUGAUGGCACGGUGUAAAUCAUUUCAAAAUACAAAGCGUGGCGAGAUAUGUCGCAUUCCUGGUUGCAAUGUGUCCACGUCUGCUCCCGGUACUCCAACACCAAUUCGUUUACCACACAUCGAACCAGACAUAUUUCGUCAGUUCAUUCUCUAUGUUUAUACCGCGAAGAUAAUGCUGCAGGAUUCAAAGGUGUUUGAAAUGAUGACGUUGGCACAGGACAUGGGAGUUGAAGAGCUGAAGAUCGCUUGUGAAGAUCACGUCAGUAAAACUAUGUCAGUUGCGAAUGCAUGUACAUUUUUAACAGCUGUAAUGGAAAUUAAGGAAAAGGCCUGUGGUGCUAAGUGUGCUGCAUCCUUCCUGGAGAAAUGUAUCACAUAUAUAGCAGAAAACGCAUCGGAGUGUGUGAAAACUAAUGCAUUCCUAAACCUAACGAAGGAAGGCCUUAUACAAGUAAUUUCCUAUGAUAACCUGGGGCUAGAAGAAGAAGAUGUUUGGCGUUGUGUGUUGGCUUGGGCAAAGAACCAAGCGGGAGUUACUCAGCCAACCGCCCACUGGACAGAGGAAGAAAGGCAACGUGUCUGUCAAUACCUCGCACCGGUAAUCUCUCACGUACGGUUAUUUCUCAUCGACAGCCAAGUGUUUGCUGAAGAAGUUGAACCAACCGGGGCCGUGCCAAUAGAGCUUUCACUCGAAAGAUAUCGCAGAGCUGCUCUUCAUUCCAACAAGCUACCCACAGCCGCUGCUUCAGCAGCGCCCGUACCGGCAGGUCCUUUGACCGAAAAUGACAAACGAUUGCAGCCCCGUUUGAUGUUGAACCUAUUCCACGGUUCAGCUAUACUGAAAAAUGAUAAAAUCCAUUUUCAAGGAACUCUAAACGGUUGGUUCGGGGCUGCCAAGCAAACCUGGCGAAUGGUUUAUCGAGCUUCGACUAACGGAUUUGCUGCAUCGGCCUUCCAUCGGCAUUGUGAUGGCAUUGCACCAUUAUUUAUUAUUGCUUUGAGUUCUAACGGCGCCAUAAGCGGUGGAUUUACAGAUGUGGCGUUUGCGAAAACGAAUCGCAAAGGUGGAUAUUUGCAUUCAGAAAAGGCUUUCCUGUUCGCACUAAACUACAACAACGAACAACCGACGAAGUUCGAUAUAGUGAAGAAACCGUACGCAAUUUGCUACCAUCCGGAUUGUGGGCCAAUAUUCGGAGCCGGAGCUGAUCUGUUGAUUUCAAACAAUUGUAAUGCAAACAUGGAAUCGUACUCCAACUUCCCGCAUUCAUAUGAUGGGCCUAAUGCAACGUUUGGACAUUUGUUUGGAGAUUAUAACUUUUCCAUAAUCGAUUACGAGGUGUUCACACUUGCCCCGGCAGUCGCUCCAGCAGGUAAUAAGCUGAAACAUGAUCGGUAUCCUUGA
Molecule: messenger RNA, 1599 nt
Organism: Anopheles marshallii
Lineage: Eukaryota; Metazoa; Arthropoda; Insecta; Diptera; Culicidae
Exons: 7
Coding region: 1-1599 (532 amino acids)
Molecular function (GO): protein binding
Source: RefSeq, a predicted model, not a curated record